This is a messenger RNA of Pneumocystis jirovecii RU7, 1992 nucleotides long. Its product is annotated as phosphatidylinositol N-acetylglucosaminyltransferase. The coding region runs from base 1 to 1992 and encodes 663 amino acids. The record is from RefSeq and is a predicted model, not a curated record. Gene Ontology annotation, cellular component: membrane; endoplasmic reticulum. Gene Ontology annotation, biological process: GPI anchor biosynthetic process. NCBI's taxonomy places the organism in Eukaryota, Fungi, Ascomycota, Pneumocystomycetes, Pneumocystales, Pneumocystaceae. The transcript is spliced from 8 exons.
AUGUUUCAAGAUUUAAUUAGAAUAUAUUGGCCUGUGGAUAUAAUUCAGUAUAAAGACUCUGGACUAUUAAUUGGUUUUCAAAACUCCCAAAAUGAUAUAUUUAUAGUUACAAGCAUUAGUAACAUAGAGAAAGAAAUAUUAGAAAAGCGUAUACAGAAUAUGUUUCUAAAAAAUAGAAAAUCAUCUAAUAUAAUUGAAAAAUUAUGUGAUAAUCAGUAUCCUAAGAUCAUUGGUGCAUUACAUUCUACAUCUAAUAAUUAUAAAUGUGUUUUUAAUUACGAAAAUAUAUGGAUUAAUGCUAUACUAGAUAAAAAUACUAAAUUUCCACAAUUUUAUGGAGAAGAGAAUUUUUUAAAAACAAUUCAAGUUAUUUUAUAUUAUAGCCCAAAUUUCUAUAAAAUGCAAUAUUAUUCUCUUAAGCCUAUAGGAUUAGAACUUAAGGAUAAAGUUAGCACUAAAAUCAAGUAUUUCAAAGACGAUCAUAUAAAAAAGUCAGAACUUCAAGAACGCUUAAAAAAGCAUGUGUUUUACUAUAAACCUUUAAAAAAUUCAGAAUUAUAUUUUUCUGAAAAUAUAUUAAAACAGAUCAACAAAAUUAGAGAACUUUCAAUUAUUUUAAAAAACAUUAUUAAAGAUCAACUUAAAUACAAUAAUAAAACUCCAUCUUUAUCUACUAGAAUUCAAAAAAAUACUAAUUAUUAUUUUAAAAAAUCAUAUUUACAUUUAUUUCAAUUUUUAUCUAAUGUCAUAUUUUGGAUUAUGUUAAUUCAAAAAGCAAUUUCUGAAACUAUUCUUUAUAUAAUCGAGUGGAAACUAUGUUACAAAUGGAUUUCUUUAAAAGAUAUUUCAGCAACAGUUCAACAGAUCGACAUGAGAUUACAACAGUUUUGUUAUUGGCCUAUUCAAUAUCAAGCAUUACUAAACAGAAAAAAAGAAUAUCCAAAUGUUACAAAAAGUUAUCCUAACUAUAUCCGUUUUUAUAACAACAUAUGGUUAAUUACGAAUGAUAUCAUAUUUGGUAUAAUAUUUGGAUCAUAUCUCAUUGAAAACAAACAGCGGUUAAUUCAAAGUAUUAAUUAUAUUUCUAAUGUUUAUACUAUAGAAAGUUUGCACAAUAUGAUUUUUUGGUUAAUGAAUUGGCCAGGUGGUUUAAAAUUGAAUAGUGAACUAGCAGGAUUUCUUGGAAACCUCUUUUUAUGGCUUUUAAAUAUCUGGAAAGGGUGGAUUACAAUAAUAAACUCAUAUUUACCAAUCUUUAUUCAAAUAGCAGCGAUAUCUAGUUUCAUGGGGUUUUCUCUAUUCGUUUCAUUUUUAAAUGACGCAUUAUCUUUACUAACUCUUCAUAUUCAUAUAUUUUAUACAACAUCUACUCUAAUAUACAAUUGGCAACUUACUAUUUUAAUCUCAUUAUUUCACUUAUUUCGUGGAAAAAAAAAAAAUAUAUUAAGAAAUAGAAUAGACUCCUGUGAUUAUGACAUAGACCAAUUAGUUCUUGGAACCAUUUUAUUUACAUUAUUUGCAUUCUUAUUUCCAACAAUAUUGGCAUUUUAUUUUACAUUUGCUUUAGUACGUAUAAUCAUAAUAAUUAUUAAAGCCAUUUUGGAUACUACACUAACAUUUGCAAAUCAUUUCCCCUUAUUUGCAAUUAUGUUGAGAAUAAAAGACCCUUUUCGUCUUCCUGGAGGAAUUCGUUUUGAAUUAAUGGAUUUUAAACCUUCAAAUCAAUUACAAUUUUCUUUAAAGCCUAUUCAAACAUCUUAUAUAUUUUUAAAGUCUACACCACUUUCUCUUGAAUCCAUGUUUUGUCAAUAUUCAAGACUAGCUCAGCGACUAAAAUGCCAUUAUUUUUCCAAACAAGUAAUUAUAAAUCUAGUAAGAGGAAUUAUAAUUCCUCCAAUUCCUAGAGAAAAACUUUAUAGUUUACAAUACUCAAUGCUUCCUGAAAAUAGAAUAAGCAUAAUGGAACUUAUAAAAAUAAACUCCAACCAAUAA